Molecule: messenger RNA, 762 nt
Organism: Onychostoma macrolepis
Lineage: Eukaryota; Metazoa; Chordata; Actinopteri; Cypriniformes; Cyprinidae
Product: histone H2A-like
Exons: 2
Coding region: 70-762 (230 amino acids)
Cellular component (GO): nucleosome
Molecular function (GO): structural constituent of chromatin; protein heterodimerization activity; DNA binding
Source: RefSeq, a predicted model, not a curated record
UCUCGUUAAAGAUCAGCGCAUAGAGCUACAGCGAUUUAUUCACAUCAGUUCUUCUGAUUGUUACUGACAAUGAGCGGCAGAGGAAAAACCGGCGGCAAAGCGAGAGCGAAGGCCAAGACUCGGUCGUCCAGGGCAGGGCUGCAGUUCCCCGUCGGUCGCGUUCACAGGCUUCUCCGCAAAGGUAACUACGCAGUGCGCGUCGGUGCAGGUGCUCCCGUCUAUCUGGCGGCUGUGCUCGAGUAUCUCACCGCUGAGAUCCUGGAGCUGGCUGGAAACGCCGCGAGGGACAACAAGAAGACCCGCAUCAUCCCCCGUCACCUGCAGCUGGCGGUGCGCAACGACGAGGAGCUGAACAAACUCCUGGGCGGAGUGACCAUCGCUCAGGGCGGCGUGCUGCCCAACAUCCAGGCCGUGCUGCUGCCAAGAAGACCGAGAAACCCGCCAAAGCCAAGUAAACGAGUCCGAGGCAAAGGCGGGAAAGGACUCGGGAAAGGAGGCGCUAAGCGUCACCGGAAAGUGCUGCGCGAUAACAUCCAGGGAAUCACCAAACCCGCCAUUCGUGCGUCUGGCGCGCGGCGCGUCAAGCGCAUCUCCGGUCUGAUCUACGAGGAGACCCGCGGGGUGUUGAAGGUGUUCCUGGAGAACGUUAUCCGCGACGCCGUCACCUACACCGAGCACGCCAAGAGAAAGACCGUCACCGCCAUGGACGUCGUGUACGCGCUCAAACGACAGGGACGCACCUUGUACGGCUUCGGAGGAUAA